Molecule: messenger RNA, 1478 nt
Organism: Phytophthora sojae
Lineage: Eukaryota; Oomycota; Peronosporomycetes; Peronosporales; Peronosporaceae
Exons: 1
Coding region: 1-1347 (448 amino acids)
Cellular component (GO): endoplasmic reticulum membrane
Source: RefSeq, a predicted model, not a curated record
AUGGCGCCGCGAGCUGAGCCCCCGAGCAGCGUGCGCUCGCCCACCGCCAGUCGGAAGCGCAUGAAGAAGUUCCGCGACGUCGUGUCCCCGCUGGAUCCGGCGGACGCGCGCUCGGGCGUCCACAGCUCCGAGUUCCGGGGCAUGUACAAUCUCGCUAUGAUAGCGUGCGGUCUGUACGUCUUCACGACGCUCUUCACCAACCUGCUGACGAGGAAGGAGCCGGCGGACCUGAAGCUGCUGCUCUCGGUGUUUUACUCGACGCACCUGCUCGAGGUGUUCGCCACCUUCGCCUGCCAGGCGCUCUACGCCUACACGGCGCUGAUCCCCGUCUACAUGGCCGGCACCGACAAGUUGUCCAACCGCCUGCUCAUCAACAUCGUGCACCACACGCUGCAGAGUCUGCUCUUCUUCUUCACCGUCGUCUUCAUCGUGUGGCGCGACUGGAACUUGAUCCACGCGGUCUCGGCCUUCAUCGAGGGCCUCGUGCUGCUCAUGAAGAUGCAUUCCUACAUCCGAACCAAGCUGGAGAUCGCCCGGACGGAGGACAAGCCGCCCUCACCGGACAUCAAGGACUACACAAUGUACCUGCUGAUCCCGUCGCUGGUCUACGAGCCCAAGUUCCCGCGCACUAACCAAAUCCGUUGGGGGUACAUCGCUGAGAAGACCUUUUCGGUCAUCAUGGGGAUCUCGAUGUUGUACAUCAUCGUGACGAAUCAUGUUAUGCCUCGCCUGGAAGACUCCGGAACGGUGAACCCCGUGCUGUCCAUUGUAAGCCUCUUGCUGCCGUUCCUUGGGUGCUACCUCCUCACGUGGUUCAUCAUCUUCGAGUGCAUCUGCAACGGUCUCGCCGAAGUCACGUAUCUGGCUGAUCGCGACUUUUACUCGGACUGGUGGAACAGCACGACGUUCGACGAGUUUGCACGCAAGUGGAACAAGCCUGUGCACGAGUUCCUGCUUCGUCAUGUGUAUCUGGAGACCCUGGACUCGUACAACAUUUCCAAGACCAACGCCACAUUUUUCACCUUCUUCAUGUCGGCGGCGCUACACGAGUGCGUCUUCAUCCUGAUGUUCCGCACUGUCAAGAUGUACUUCUUCAUCCUACAGAUGGUUCAGGUGGUUAUCAUCUUCUACGGCCGCGGACUGCGCGGUACGCGGCUAGGCAACAUCACUUUCUGGCUCGGGAUGAUCCUUGGUCUCCCGCUUCAAGCUGUCAUUUAUAGUCGGGAAUACCAUGGAGGUGAGCCGAUCUUCAUGGUCAUCAUGAUGCCAGCGAUGAUUUUCGGGUUUGGCGGUGUGCUCAUUGCGUCUUUGACGAGCCUUUGCCGGUCGAAGAAGAAAACCGUUUAGAUCCUUAGCAUACUAUACCCCGAGAAGAUGUAAGGCAGUUCUUCCUCAUCAAAUGUGCAGAGGGAAGAGGAAAAAGUUGCAACAACUAGGAAAAACAGUAUAAACAAGAGUAGCAGCUUAGGUUCACUGUU